Triplophysa rosa is the source of this 1052-nucleotide messenger RNA. RefSeq names its product geminin DNA replication inhibitor (gene gmnn). The record is from RefSeq and is a predicted model, not a curated record. NCBI's taxonomy places the organism in Eukaryota, Metazoa, Chordata, Actinopteri, Cypriniformes, Nemacheilidae. The transcript has 7 exons. The coding region runs from base 92 to 832 and encodes 246 amino acids. Gene Ontology annotation, biological process: negative regulation of DNA replication; negative regulation of cell cycle. Gene Ontology annotation, cellular component: nucleus.
CUUAAGCCAUUGGCGCGCUCCUUGCACAUACGUUUCGUUGUACGAGUGUUACUGAGUUUUCUGUGACGGUUGUGGCGCAGACUGUGAAAGCAUGAGUUCUAUCAGAAGAAUCAAGCAUGCAGAGAAUGCCUCUGAAAACAUCAAGAGGUUCCUUGUUGCACCAAGUUCUGGAAGUGAUUCAGGGAGGAGGACGCUUCAGGUCCUUCAACCUUCUUCUGUAAAUAUUGAGAAUGGCAAAGCUGUUCCUAAAAGAAAGAUGUGGAGCGCUGCGCAAGUGAGAGGCUCCAAGAGGGUCAAAGCGGAAGUUGCAAUAAAAACCACAAGUCCAGAAAACAAAAACCAGCCUCAGGAUGUUAGUCAAGAGGCCUAUGAGCUCAUGAUCAAAGAAACUCCCGGGUCUUCGUAUUGGAAGGAAGUAGCAGAAGAAAGGCGCAAAGCCCUGUUCAAAGUUCUCCAGGAGAAUGAGAAGUUGCACAAAGACAUCGAAGCUAAAGACGAACAGAUCGCUCAGCUGAAGAGCGAGAAUGAAGAAUUGCAGGAGCUGGCACAGCAUGUACAACACAUGGCUGACAUGAUUGAAAGACUAACCGGUAAGAGUCCAGACAAUCUAGAGGAGCUGCGAGAGAUCGCCUUCGAUGCAGAGGAUGAGGAUGAAGAUGAUGAAGACUGUCUUGAGGAUCAAGAUGAAGACUCUACUGAAGAGGAUGAAGAUCACAGAGGAGAUGAUUCUAGUGAGGAUACUGUAGAAACGUGCUUCACGCAAACAGACGAUUGUGAUGUGCAUCAAAAGGAUGAGUCUGCCACAGAAGACAGCUUAAGUGAGGUCUCAUGAAAAUAUUUAGCUGAAAAACUGUGUUUGGACCACUGGUUUGGUCUUGAGUGAUUCUUUUUGCUGUUAGCUGCUUUUCAGAACAGACAUGCACAUUUUGUUUAAACUUCAUUUUAUUUGCUGUUAAUGGGCUUUUAUUUUCAAUAUCGUUUUUGUUCAUUUUCGCCACAAGUGUAUAUAUGUAAAAUUGUGCAUACAACAGAAAUAAACGUUACGUUUUUGU